CAGCCCGACGCUAACACAGUUUAUUCACACAGGUGUGUGUCAGGUACGAGGAUGUGGCCUCAGGAGCCGAUCAUGUCCUCAGAUGAAUCUGAUUGGAUGUCUGGGAUCUGUGACUGCUGGCAUAACACCAAACAGUGUUGUUGUCUGUUCUGGUGUUGUCCCUGCUUCGCCUGUAAAACCUCUAAACAGAUGGGUCAGUGUUUGUGUCUCCCCCUGCUGGACGUCUUCGGCUGCUUCCGUCCCAUCACCAUGGCCAUGAGGACAUCUGCUCGCCAUCGCUACGGCAUCAAGGGCAGCCUGUGCAGAGACUGUCUGUGCUCCACCCUCUGUCCCUCCUGUGUCUGGGGUCAGAUCUCCACAGAGAUGACGAGCAGCACGAUUCCCACCGUACUGAGUGACAUCUUCCAGCGCUGAUGACGUCAUCACUGUGCCAUCACGGCUCCUCAGCACGGCCUGAUUGGUCGGUGCAGGAAAAUGUGAUUGUAUAAUAAUAAUAAUUUGAUAAUCAAACUUUUUUUAUAUAUUUUUUUUUCAUUCUUAUAAAGUGUGUGUUAUCUUUGUAAUAAAAAGGUGUAAGUAAAACUGCAGAAGACCAGGCGGGCCUCCUGCUGUUACCGGAAGUGUACUCUUCAGGAUGAUACCACGUGAUACAUUUAUAAGAAAUAAACGCUUCUCUCAUUUUCCGAA
Molecule: messenger RNA, 687 nt
Organism: Platichthys flesus (European flounder)
Lineage: Eukaryota; Metazoa; Chordata; Actinopteri; Pleuronectiformes; Pleuronectidae
Product: cornifelin homolog B-like
Exons: 4
Coding region: 52-414 (120 amino acids)
Source: RefSeq, a predicted model, not a curated record